Aspergillus niger is the source of this 1728-nucleotide messenger RNA. RefSeq lists its product as uncharacterized. Gene Ontology annotation, cellular component: membrane. Gene Ontology annotation, molecular function: manganese ion transmembrane transporter activity; cadmium ion transmembrane transporter activity. Bases 1 to 1728 code for a protein of 575 amino acids. NCBI's taxonomy places the organism in Eukaryota, Fungi, Ascomycota, Eurotiomycetes, Eurotiales, Aspergillaceae. The record is from RefSeq and is a predicted model, not a curated record. The transcript has 3 exons. Gene Ontology annotation, biological process: iron ion transport; intracellular manganese ion homeostasis.
AUGAAUUGUCCUUCGCGCACCGAUGACACCCUCGAGCACCCGGGAUGGAACCAGAAUCCGCCGGCGCUGAAUGCCGACAUUACCACUCGAAGCGACUUCAACGGCAUUGCGAACUCGAAGGUGCAUCGGAGACAUGCAGGCGGUAUGGGAGGGGCUGCAGCUGAAGGUAUUGCGGCGAUGGAUCAUAGACCAAAUAGUCUAGAUGGAAACGAGCCCGAGAUGGAGAAGAAGACACCCGGCGAAGUGAUUGCUGCCGCUCCUGGGGACCAAUCACCCAGGACGAGCAGCGAAUCACCUCGCCGUCCUUUCAAAAAAUCAACUAUAUCUUUCUUUCUCCGUCUAGCUCAAAGUAUCAAGAAGUUUGGUCGCUUCGUGGGCCCUGGAUUCCUGAUCGCGGUAGCCUACAUUGAUCCGGGAAACUACUCCACCGAUGUCGCCGCAGGCGCGGAGUUUCGCUAUGCUUUGCUCUUCAUCGUCCUAGUGUCCAACCUUUUUGCUAUUUUUCUACAGUCGCUGUGUAUCAAACUCGGCACAGUGACAGGGCUCAAUCUGGCGGAAAACUGCAGGGAGCAUCUGCCCAAGUGGUUGAACUACAUCCUGUAUGUUUUUGCGGAGGCCGCCAUCGUGGCAACCGAUAUCGCAGAGGUUGUCGGGUCUGCGAUUUCGCUCAACCUUCUCCUGAAAAUCCCUCUGGUGGCUGGAUGCGCAAUCACAUUAGCCGAUGUUCUUUUCAUCCUGAUAUUCUACCGACCGAAUGGCGCCAUGUGGGGACUGCGUCUAUUCGAGUUCUUCGUCAUGCUGUUGGUUCUGGGAGUUGUCAUAUGCUUUUGCAUCCAGCUUGCCCUUAUCAAAGAACAGUCGGUCGGAGCUGUUUUCCGGGGCUACUUGCCUUCGUCUGCCAUAGUGCAGUCCAAUGGUCUGUAUCAAAGCUGUGGUAUCCUCGGUGCUACAGUGAUGCCUCACUCCAUGUUUCUUGGCAGCGGAGUUGUCCAAUCGCGACUGAAGGAAUUCGAUGUUACCCAAGGCUACGUCGAUCCCUCCGUCUGCCUUGGAAGCACCAACGGAGAAGUGGAAUACAGGCCGUCAAUCCAGGCGAUUAGGGGCUGUCUGAAGUAUUCCGUCAUUGAGCUUACGUUGUCCCUUUUUACAUUUGCCCUCUUCGUCAACAGCGCCAUUCUCAUAGUUGCUGGUGCUUCCCUGUACGGAACGUCGGGAGCUGAUGAAGCAGACCUCUGGGGCAUCUACAAUCUUCUCUCCAGCUCCAUUGCUCCGGCUGCAGGUCUUAUCUUUGCACUGGCCCUACUUCUCUCAGGUAUCUCGGCCGGCAUUGUCUGUACCAUGGCUGGGCAAAUGGUUAGCGAGGGAAUGCUGAACUGGAGCAUCAGACCUUGGCUUCGCCGACUGGUCACGCGGUCCAUCAGUAUCAUCCCUAGCAUAAUCAUUGCAGCUGCUGUCGGCAAGGAGGGAUUGAACAAAACUCUCAACGCCAGUCAAGUGGUAUUGAGUGUCAUCCUUCCGUUUGUCACCGCUCCUCUAGUUUACUUUACGUGCCGCAACCGUUACAUGACUGUUCCUACGGACAGAAACUUCACUGGCGAGGAUUCCUCGGCUGACGGAGUCAAGAUGAGAAACAACUGGCUUGUUACUGCCAUCGCUGUCAUUGUUUGGGUAAUCAUUGCGGUCAUGAACGUUGCUUUGCUCAUCCUUAUUGGGCUCGGCAAAGCCUGA